Cynoglossus semilaevis (tongue sole) is the source of this 19239-nucleotide messenger RNA. It is a transcript of the gene syne2a, whose product is annotated as spectrin repeat containing, nuclear envelope 2a. The coding region runs from base 1190 to 18979 and encodes 5929 amino acids. Lineage: Eukaryota; Metazoa; Chordata; Actinopteri; Pleuronectiformes; Cynoglossidae. The transcript is spliced from 87 exons. The record is from RefSeq and is a predicted model, not a curated record. Gene Ontology annotation, cellular component: membrane. Gene Ontology annotation, molecular function: protein binding.
UUCAAAGGUAAGUAAUACAAAAGUACACGUAAUGUCUUGUAUUUACAUCAUGUUUUAGAAGAAACUUUGAUUACACACAGAUUGUUUUUUAUGUAUGUAGAUCUCAAUGACUUGGUUGUGUUGUAUUUUUUUUAAAGAAUGAUAGUUUAUGAAAAAUGUAUACAACAUGAAAACAAUACUGCACUUGUUUAUGUAUUUAUUAAAUUCAUCUACACAAAUACAACAUAUAUCUUUUGUCCAAAAUCACAGACUAUUGUCAGUAGGAAAAGUCCACCAAAGGACAGGCACAACAGUUUUGGGAUUUUUAUGUGAAUUUUUAUGUUUACCAGUGUAGUCUUUUGACCAAAUUUAGGGAAAAACUCUGAGAACUGAAAGAAUCAAUCAACAAUUGUUUCCUUCCACUAAAACAUCGAGAGAGUUUUUUUUUUUGUUCGCUCUUCAACAUGGUAGUCAUAUUAAACAGGACUAGAAUCUUAUUAGGAGCUACUGUGAACUGUACCACAUUGUAAUAAAAAAACAAAAAACCAAAGUGAAAGUGAAAGCAUCCCUGAAUAAGUGUUGCAGUUUCUGGGAAGCUCGGUAGAAAACUGAGACUGUUUCCAUGGAUGCAUCAGAGUGAAAGUAUCUGUGACUGUCUGUGUUUUUGCUGCGUAGCUACAUCAACAGCAUACAAGGAGUUUAUCAAGGUAAGACAAAAAUAAACCGUUGUUUAUCUGUGUUCUGUAGCAGCAGAUCUACCAAAUCCUCACAAAAAAACAACAGUCUAAUGUGAGCAGUGAUUUCCUCUGGGGUACGAGUGCCUCACAGCCGGGUUUGUGUGAGAACUCACAGGAGUGUUUAGCUCUAGCCGACCGUGAGAAGCAGUGGGCGGGGCCUUUCACUCUGCGUUGUACUGGCACCAGGUUGAGGAAGAGACACCUUGUUUUUAAGCUUAGGUCUUACACAGUAGAUCAGCAGAUGCAGGGCUGUGCCGGUGUGGAAGUACACACAGCUGUACACACAGUACUACAUACAUAACUGCUACUGUGGGAUAAGUAGCUCUCAGUGGUGUCUGAUGACGCUCUCCUGCUGCAGGGUUGGUACCGGGGAUCUGUCUGUGUUGAUGACUCACUGACUCCUGUCACCUGACCCCCCAGCCCCCACACACACACCCCCCGGAGAUCGACUCUGUGCUGCAGUUGGAAACUCCAUGGCUUCAGGAGGUGGUGGUGAUGGUGGUGCUGUUUUGGCAAAGGCGGAAGAUGAAGGAGUUCCACAGUUUGGUGACAACAUGCACACACUCCUGCAAGCGGAGCGUCCAGAGGUCAAGGAAACUAUAAACAGCACCUGGAGAAAUGCUCAACUCACCAAGGAUCCAGUGAUGCACUGCAGGGAGAAUCGAGUCAAAGCUCAGCUGAUGGCGAGCGGCCGACUGGAGGCGACCAGAGUUCAACUGCAGCGGUGCCUCCAGCAGGCCAUCGACUUAUUCAGCAGCAAAGAGAUUUCACCGACACAGGCGCAGAGGAAACAGUGGGCGUUAGAGAUCCUACAGCCUGUCGUCCUCGAGGGGUUUCUGGAGGCUGUGGAACAUUGUGCGACUUUCUGCUCUGAGAAGCAGCUUGAGGAUGUGAUGUUCCUCUCUGAGUCAGUCCGACAGCAGUGGGAGGUUGUUUGCAUAGAAAUGUCUGCUUUUGUUCCAGACUUGUGGUCAAAGAUCAGAGAAGGAACUCCAUCCUGGUCUGUUGGGCAAAGUACAACCACCGAGCGGUCAGACCAGGAGGUUUCCCGGCGUCAACAGGAUGUGGUGGAUGAGGAGAGAUGUGUGGAAGAAGAAGUGGAGCAGCUGAAGGAAGUGGACAGAGCAGAGGAGACACGACUCACUGACACGGUUUCAGAGCCGACGGCUCACAGCAGGGAACGUGAUCACAGAGGAGUCGCUGGGCUGAGAGCGACUGACACGACGCAGGACACACAGAGAGACGGCGGUCUGUCACAGAAACCAAACUGGGACCACGAGAAUCAAAGUCCCCGUCCUGACACGGACUCACAGUUACUGCAUGAUCAAGCCCUGCCAAUGGGAUGUCAGGACACCGGGACAAAAAGGAAGGACGGAGCCACAGAAGUCGGAGCUGCUGAGUUCACACUAAACCAACGGUCUUCACAUGAAGGAGCAGAGGAGGAGGAGCAGCUGAGGACUGAUCCAGGACAGGUGACAGGGAGCAGUGGGCAGUCGCACCGUCAUGUCCAGGUGGUCUUCAGAAGGGACACGCUGGAGACAGGGCGGGGGGCAGAAUUGAACACCCUACCAGGGACUGAUGCUGCACCUGCACCACCACCACAGGAAGACCGUCCCUCUGAACAGGAAGUACUGCAAAGGAUGACAUACACAGAGAAACCCACUGAACUGAUGGGCUCUGAAAAUGAUCCCAUGUCCCUGGCAUCACUCGGGGUUACCAAUGACUCGCUGGAAAAUCAAGCAGAGCAGAGCAGUGAAACGGAGGGACGAACCCUCAAACCCACAGCCGCCCCUGAGGUUCUCCCCGGUGGUGCCGUCGUCACUGACCUCCAGCAGUUCAGGCAGCAUCUGAGGGACGUCAAGUUUGCUGCUCAGGCCGUGGAUCAGUUCUUGGCCAUUGUGAGGGACGUGGAGGCCAAGAUCCCGGUCCUCCUGGCGGACCUGGACACGAGCCGGCAGCAAGACGAGGCCGAUGAGAAACUGGCGAGACAACCCCAGACGACAGGACCACGCCAGGGGAACGAAGACGAGAUGAAUCCAAGUCCCUGUCUAGCAGAGGCUGCAGGUGAUGCACCGCAGCAGGAGGUGACACUCGAGGAAGAACCUUCUCCUCCUGUCCCUCUAAGUGAGGUGGGAAAGGAGACAAGGCUGGAUGUUGAAGUUAAUCUCCUGGAUGGAGAAGGAGAUUCAAACAGGGGCGGGAAUCAAGAGCAAACAUCACAGGUGUUGAGGUCAAACGAAGAUGCUGAGAAACAGAGAAGAGGAAGAAGAAGAAGAGGCCAGGCCAAGGAGAAGGAGGACUUCCUCCAGAGGAGAGCAGCUCUGGUCACAGCACUGAGGGACGUACAGGGAGCAGCUGAAUGUCGGAAGCUCCAGGAGGCCACACUUCCUGCUCUGCAGCGCAGGUCACGUGUCCUGACAGAGCUGGAGCUCCGACUCUCCGGCCUCCUCUCUGAGCUGCAGUUCAUCCAAGCUUCACCGUCAUUAAGUUUCUGUCCCAACAGUGAGGUGCUGGAGGUCUGGCAGGAGACCAGAAGAGUCGUCAGUGAAGGGUUGGACCACUGCCACUUCCUCGCUGAGCUGAUGAAGAGGUUCCAGGGCCUGCGAGCGGAGCUGAGUGGGAAGUUGCAGGCAGCAGAAGCUACCAUCAGGGAACGGAGGUCGUACGUGGGCAAAGACAACCUGCAGAGGUUAUACUUUAAGGUCCAGGAGGUCAAAGGUGAGCUGCAGCGCGUUGGCUCCACCAUUGAGGAGGUGCGCAGGGUCUGCAGGCAGCUCCACACUCACCUGCGUCACAUGACACAGUGUGACGUCGUCCAGUUUGAGAAUGAGGCCGACUCCCUUAGGGACAGCUGGCUGGAUAUCUCAGAGAGAACAGAUUCCCACCUGGAGAACCUGUACCUGGGCAUGACUCUGUGGGACGGACUUCUUCAGCUGAGAGUGGAGGUGGAAAAGUGGACGGACAGUAAGCUGUCCUUGUUUGUCCAGUCUCCAUCGUUCCAGUCAGAGGAGGACAUUGAGACACUGCAGAACGAGUUUGCCGUCCAGGAGAAGAACGUGGAGCAUUUUGAACGAAGAAUCACUGAGGUUCAGUCUUUGACCAACAGCACAGAUCCACCACUAGAACUGCAGAUGGCUGUGACACAGAUGAGGAAGAAGUUAGAGGAGCUGAAGGAACUUGUUUCAGAAGCGGAGGAUGUCUUCAGGCAGAUGGAAGCCGUGAAGAGACAAAUCACCGCCAGGACGUCCGAGUGCUUCGAGUCUUUAAAAGAGAUCCAGGAUUCUCUGCACAGUCUGGGUGGUUCAGACGUUGUCACGACCCGAGCAGAACUAAAGGGUCUGUCUCUGGAGCUGAAGACCCAGGAUGAGCAGGCAGAGGGUGUUCUGGAGGACCUGCGGCUGUUGACCUGCAUCUCCAGCGGCGACGGUCUGGAGACUCUGUGUGUAGCAGUCAUCCAGCUGCAGGAGGAGGUGAAAAACACACAGCUGCUCCUCACUGAGGCUGAGGAACAGACACAGAGGAACGUCCAGGAUGUGGACAGUGGAGCAGUUGAAGCCCAGGCCUGCCUCUUCCUGCAGGUUGAUGACGUCGUAAGCCAGCAGAGGGAGCUAGACGGCAGCGUCAGAGAAAUCCUGCCGCUUCUCCAGGGGAACAGCAACCAGGUCUCCAGUGUUCAGAGACAGCUGAAAGACGUGUAUGAAAAAGAUAGAAAUCUGUGUUUUGACCAAGAAGCUGUUGGUGACGUGAGGCAGCUCAAAGAGCAGUGGCGCACCCUACAGGAUUUUGAUCGUAGACUGAUGGAGAUGUCUUCAAGCGUCUCAGAAGAAACGCGUCCUGCAGAUGUGAUUUCUACUGUGGACAGAGUCACAGAAGACUUUCACAGCCUACGGUCAGUUUUUCUUCAAAAGAAGCAGGAGUUUGUAGAAAACGUCAGGCAGCUGCAGCUCUGCCAACAGACGACUGUGGCUGAACGUCUGCAGCGUCAGCAGUUUCUCAGAGACGUCCUGUCAGACACUGACGUCCUUGAAAACAUUUUUGGAGCAGAAGUCGCGAAGGAGCUGGAAACAAAUGUUUCAGACGCUCUGAAUGAAAGCCUGGUUUCAUGUCUUGCCUCAUCUUCAAACUCAAUGGUAGAAGGUCAAGGUGAUGAGGAACUGGAUGAUAAACAGACCUGUGGAGAAAACGGUGAACCAUCAUGUCCAGCUGCUGCUCCUCCAGAGUCUCCUCCUGUUCCUGUAGCUGUGGAGGACUCCUCUGAAGAUGAUGAUGACAACAAGAUAAGAACCCAAGAGGCCUCCACUCAGCUGACCACAGAAGGAUUUAUGCUGAAACAGUCGGAAAAAAACAGUAUUUUUACAGAUGGAGACGACGUUUCUGUCGAAUGUUUACUAACCUUCCUGAAACCCCAACAGAAGUUUCCGACAAGUAUGCAGUCGUCGUCCGACUCUAAGUCAAAUAACGAUAGUGGUUAUGAUAAGAAGGUGUGUUUUAGAAAUAAAAUCACAACAACUGGUGCAUCAUCACUAUCACAUCCACUUCUUGGUCCCACCCAGAGCCUACCAUCUCGGCAGGAAGACAGUAUUUCUCUGUCAGCCACGACAGGAAAUACCGGCACAAUCAGUUCAUCUCCCCGUGACACAUCCACGGCAGCAACGUGUCACAAUUUUGCCGUUUCCAAAAGUGGAACUGCAACAGUAUCAGAACAGUUUGAAAGAAUGACAGAUUCUUAUGAACCUGAGGAGGAAAUGAGUUUGACUCCAAAGAACCUGUUUUCAAUUAUGUUGGAAAUGGAGCCACGGCAGAAGCAGAAGAAUAAAAAUGAGCUAGAGUUCAGCCGCAGAAUCCCUGAGGAGAAGUUGGAUCUUCUGACUUCAGCGUUCGAUGCUGAAUCAGAUGAAACAGACUUUGUAGAGAAUCAUCUGGCAGAACAGGCAGGAGGUGGAGAAAAAAAACAGGGUUUCAGUUUGAGACCCAGGAAGAAGUUUACAAUAAUGGUGGACCUGGAGUCACCUGUGUACCAACAGGAGGUGCGUGGAACCAGCUGGUACGAAGAAGACACGUCUCACGUUGCGUUAUAUCAUCCUGGAACAGAUGAGUCUGACUUGAAGGCUGAUUCUUUACCGACUCCUGAAACUGAAGCAGCAGAGACGGAGUCAAAUGAGGUAAAAUCUACCGGUGCCACAUUAUUAAGAACCCCCCAGUGUCAGACCACGUCUCCAGGUGUCAGACCGGAGUUGACAGCUUUCUGUCACACUGUGAAGCCAACAGUCCUGAGUGUUGUCAAAAGUUCAGUCCAGAGCGGAGUUGCCGUCACCGGGAGCCACUUACCUGCUGUGGCUGACAGCCGGCAGACGACGGGAGCUGCUGACGCUGCACAGAGCACGGCUGAAGAACGUGCCGAGUCGGCAGAAGGAGGAAACGCAGAGAGAGGAAGAGGUUCUUCUAAAGGCCCGCGGUCCGAACUUCAGGAGGAGGGAGAUGGAGGAGGAGAUGCUCUACAGCUGGAGGAUGAAAGUGACGUCAGGUUAACAGCGUCUCUGGAGGACACUGAGGGAACACACAGACAGCCUCACAUGCCACCAGACGAAGAAGAAGAAGGAGACACGGAGCCUGGGAGGACGGAGCUGGGUCUGUCGUCCGAGGAGAAAAUCACGUUCAGUGCCGACACAUCCGUCAUCAUGCUGGGCGUUUGGUCCGACAUACAGAGUUUGGUGGAAAGAAGCAACAUCAUAAAUAGGGCGCCACAUGUCGAUUUGAAUUGGUAUCUGAAGUCCUCUCCGGGCGAACCAGAGAUCCGGAUGACACGAACUGUCCAGCAGAUCCUGGCAUGUCGAUAUCGACCGGCCCAGCUUGAUGCUAAAGCUAUGGCUCAACAGCUGGAGGAGGCAGAGGAGUUCAGGUCCCGCAUGGAGAAGAGUGUGGCCGACAUGAAAAGCGUGAGUUCUGCUCAGGACUGUGACCCGAACACCUUGAGGCGAGCUGAAGGUCAGUGGAGCGCGGCCCUGUUAGACGCCUCCGCCACGGUGCAGGUGAAAGCAGCUCAGCUGGACCAGGUGAAACGAUAUCACAAACAGAUGAAGAUGCUCAGAGCUUUCCUGCAGGUCUUAGCUGCUGAGAAGGAGAACAUGAGCCUAAAUGCUUUGGGGAGCAGCGCCGUUCAAGCCGAGAAACUUCAAGCCCUGCUGAAAACCAUGGAGCACAAGAAGGACAUGAUGGAGAAGCUCCUGAACUUGAGCAGCCAGUGUUCCGUUCACUUAAGCGAUUGUGAAAGUUCUGGCGCUCUCCAGGCCCAACUUGGAGAUGUUCGAGAGGAAUGGAGGCUGUUGGAGGGAAGUAUCAAGAGAGCUUUACGACACGCCACCAACUCUGCCUUGCAGUCAUCCGUCAUUAUUAAAGAGGCUGAAGGUCUGAGGACCAAGCUUGAAGAUCUCAAGAACUUAAGUGUCCAAAGCAGCGACAACAAAAGCGCCCUGGAACUAGUCUGUCUGUCCACUGACGUUAAACUUUACAACCAACUUUAUCAACACCAGAAAUUCCAGUUUGAUUCUCUUGUCCAUUUUUCUCUGGGUCAAAAAGAGAAGGAUGAAAUCCAAAGAAAACUUAAGGAGCUGGAAGCAAUUCUGAAUGUCACCAGGACAUCAGUAGAUGCCUCCACAGAGAUCUUUGGAGGUUCUUCUUCGAUCCUCAUCAACAAGCAGCUGCAGGACUUGAUCGUUUGGGCCAAACAGGCAGAACAUCACAUCUGCGUCGGGAAGAAGUUGUCCCUUUUCCCAGAGGAGGCUCGGAGACAAAUUGUUGACAUGAAGAAAUUUCAGACUGACAUUUUAUCCCGACGCUCCAAGAUGCAGGCCCAGGUCGAUGAGAUGAAAGAAGAACUCUCUGACAUGGAAAGGGCAGAAGGUGACCAAGUGCUGAAGACGGUGGAAGACCUUUAUGAAGCUAUCGCCGACAGUUUAGCUCAUGUUCUUGACACCAUGAAGAAUAACCUUCAAAAGCGGGAGAAGCUGCUGUCCCAGCUCGCAAGCACGGAGACCUGGCUGGUGGAGUCACAUGCUACCACAGAUGAAGGUGCUGCUGUGGAGAACAUCUCCACGGAAGACGUUCAAAAGCUGCAAUUUGAAGCGGAGAGGCACAAAUUAGCCACGGAGGAGAUUCGAAAUCGGCUACAAUUGGUGGAAGAAAUGGCAGAAGGUUGCGAGGACAUCGCAGCGGAGCUAAGUCCGGGAGAGAGCCGAUACCUUGUCAAUCGGAUCUCAGGUCUCUGGACAGACUUAGAUGGUCUUCUAGCUCAUGAAGAAGCAAAGUGCUGGGAGCUGGAGGAGCUGAUUCAGGAGCGAACGUCCUCAGAUGAGGAGCUGUCGAGUAUUCUGGGUCAUUUGAAACAGAUUUCCAAAGAUUUGGAGAAACAGAGGUUUCCUUCUGCACAGGAGACCCUGUCGACGGUCGCCCGAGUGAUGCACAUGCUCAUGGAGAACCAGUGCCAGGUACAAGAGCUCCAGCACUGUGGUGAGGCCAAGAGGAGUGCUUUUCUGGGCUCCGUUGGAGAACUCCAGGACAGAUGCAAAGCUCUUAAUCUCAGUGCUUUCGAGCAGGAGAAAUAUUUGCACUUGAGGAGACAAAUGGAAGAGUCUGAGAACAUUGCCAAAGAGCAAAUCGAAAAAGCCAGAGACAAAGCCGUCAGUGUCGGCGAGAGGUUCAGACUGUGCCAAACGCUGCUGGUAGAACUUCCUCUGGUGAAGAUGCAGUGCCAGGAAGCUGGAGACCAGCUGGAGGCCAUAGCUCCGGAGCUGUACCCGUCUGAGCUGCGGUCAGAGCGGCGUAAGAUUCAUCGCACCGUGGAAACCUUGGUGUCCUGGGAACAUUCCGUCACGGAGGAGAUCAAACGCCUUGAGUCCAAGCUUCUGUCGAGACGAAGCUUUUCUUCAGAACUUUCAGAGAUAACGGAGCUUUUCCGUACAACCAAAGCUGAGCUGGAGGAACUGAGGACGGUGUGUCCAGAUGAGAGGAAAAUAGAUGGUGCACUAAGAAGAUACUGGGCCCUCUGGAGAAAUAUGCAGUCUGCAGUGAGGGUGUUGGAAGCUCUAGGCAGAAGUGGCCUGAGGAACUGUGAAGAGCUUCACCCACUGGUGGACCAGACCAUGCAAGAAUGUCACUCCCAAAUGGAGACUUUAUCCCAGGCCAGAGAAUCCUUGAAGGAUUACCAGUGGGCCGCUCAAGGAGCCAUCGUCUUUCUCCAUAACGCCGAGGCCACCUUUUUGUCAGCUCCAGGACGGUUCCUGGACUGCACUGAGGAACAGAGACAAACCCAGCAGGCUCUGGAAGCUCUGGAGGAUGGCUUCCAGGCUCACAUCUGCCACCUGGAAGAACUUGUCCCCCAGGAGCCCUGCCUCUCUAAACCUGAAGUCCAGCAACUUCACAUCAGCCUGGUCAGCCAGCUGUUGGUGGGCAGGGCCGUGCUGGAGGCUCAGGCUCAGCUCAGGCUGGAGUCUCUGCAGAGGUGUGUAACGGGUCAAAGAAGCCACAGGAAGUGGCAUGAAAACAUGAGGCAGCAGCUUUCUGCUCUUGAAAUCAGACUUGCAGAAUGCACCGCGGCUCAAGUGACGUCGUACGAGAAAUGCGUUGCCCAGCAAAAGGAAGCAACGCUUCUGAUGGAGGAUCUCUACAGCCUCGCCGUUAGGAUCGAGGACCUGAGGGCCGGGUGUCCCAUACAGGGGUGUGGUGACAGUAAAGAUGGUGAGCCGGGCGCCCUCUGGCGCCACUGGUCGUCAUUACGACGUGGCAUUGGCCUCUUGAUGGCGCAUAUAGAGCAACGACAAGAAGAGUGGAAGGACAUCACUACAAGUAUUGAGCAGUGUUGUAGUUUCCUGGCCCGUCUUCAGUCGGAGGUUCCGGACUCCUCCUCCGUGAGCUUCACUCAUGAAAAACCCCAGGAGCUUCUAGCUCAGGCCGAGGUCCACCUGGCCGGUCUGGAGCAGCAGGCCUUAUCGUCCCUGGAGCACCGACUGGAGCAUGCCCUGAGCCUGUCAGACUCCCAGGAUCCCAGCAGUCCAGGUCCUGUGGGGAGAACACUGGUGGAGAUCAAGGAGAACGUCAGGAGCUUGAAAGAGAAGAACCUGCUGGUUGUAGCUGCAGCUCAGGCAGAGGAGAAUAAAAGGAGCCGAGUCCAACAGGAGAUGGAGGAGGUGGAGAAAGACACACUCCACAUUCAAAACAAGAUGGAAACGUGUUUGAACCCCAGCCUACAACAGGAGCUCUGCAGGGAUUUGUUCUCCCAGAAGACCAGGCUGAGGAGCAUCGUGGAGGGUUUGCAGAAACAGUACACGGAGAUCCCUGCAGAUCUGAGCCAACAUCUCCGACAAGUGGAGCUGUCUCUGCAGAGAGCAGAGGAGAAGCUGAUGGAGGGAAAUAAUCCUGUCGGUAAGUUGGCAGGUCGAGUCGUGGAGCUGGGCUCAGGCCUGGAGAGAGUGAAGGACUUACUGGAGCAGAGGAGUCCAACAGUCGGUGAAGCUCAGCAGGUCCUCAGGCUGGUCUGGGAUGAGCUGGACUCGUGGCACAGUCGGCUGAUGCUGCUGGAAAGCGAGGUGCAGGAUCUGGCCGAGGAGCAGCCAGCUCAGGCCCACGUCCUCAUGGACCACCUCACGCAGCCACUGCAGCUCUAUCAGAACGCAUCACAGAUGGCGGAGAACCGCACGUCCUUCCUCAGCAAGAUCCCCGUGUGUAUAAAGGAGUUUGAAGACAUUGUGUACAGCGCCUUCUGCUGGCUGGAUGAGGCACAGGCAUGGCUCAGUGCUCCCUGCUCAUUCACAACAGCCAAAAGUCUCCAGAAUCACGCAAACUCCCUGCAGCUGGUCCUGGACGACUCAGAGAGGAUCAGGGACAUGUUGCAGAACUUCAGGCCGGUUCUGGACGAGAUUUCUGCCGUGUGUGACGUCAGUGCCCAGGAGGACACGCUGAACCAGAAUGACCAAGGAGUCCAGGAGAUGCAGCGCCACCUGCUGGAGCCAUUGGCGCAGCUGCUACAGGCUGCUGUGGUGGUGGAAGAGAUGGAGGGCGAACUCAAGGCCAUUGAGAAGAACAUUCAAAAAAUCAGAACAAUUUUGUCCUCUGUGGACGACGCCAACAUAACGACAACAGAACAUCUGCACAACCGACAGGUGAUCCUGGCCAACGUGGCGUCGAUCCACAGGACGAUGCAGGAGAUGGAGAGAUGUAAAGAUGAACUCCCUCUGCCACGAGGAGCAGAGGAGAGUCUGCUGGUCUUCUCCAGAGCUAAACAGCUGCAGCAGCCGCUGCAGGAGCUGGAGGAGCUGACCCUACAGCAGGCCUCGCAGCUGGAGAACAAGAUCAGAGAGCAGGAAGAAACCAUGGUCCAGCAGGCGGAGUCUUCUCUGUUGGAACACUCGGUCCAGGAAACUUUUGCAGUGUCUAACCCAGAGGAAGAGCAGGAGGAUGAUGAUGAUGACGACGAGAGUUGUCACUCUUCAUCCUCUGACACACUAACAUGCAGUAUUCCAGAGGACCCAGAGGAGACGGUCAUUAGUUUGAAAGUGAAAAAUGAGGAUUUUGACAAAAAGACCCCGCUCUCACCCGUCAAGGAGGUGAAGGUUUGGACUCCAGCAGUGGAGAUGAGCUCAACCGGAGCUGAAGCUCAGCUGUGUUCACAACCAGCAGGAUGUGACAUCACGGAUUUGGCUUCUAGGAAAGCCUUUAAAUCAGCUGAUGCUGAAGAGGAGGCCACUGAUGCCACUUAUAACCGCGGAGCGUUUGACUCGGAACAUCUUGAGAAGUUCCUUCAGGCUGUAGCUGCAGUGGGAGACACAAGACUGGUUCCCGUGAGACCCGUAACUCCUUUCACCGCCUCCACUGGAGAAUCAGCUGAGCUCCUGGAUGAGGAGGUAGAUGAAGAGCUGACUCCCUCCACAGCUUUACAUCGAGAUGUGGACAACCUUUCUGGUCAGAAAGAGAAACGUCUGUCUUCCAGUUGUAACAAUCAGAGACUGGAGAAGUCACAACAAGUUCAAGACUCAACAGAGAUGGAGUUCAGUUUGGUAGAACAUGAAACUGAGGAGGAGGAGGAGGAAGAUCAGAGACGAAGGCGACUCCACGACCAGAUCUCUGAAACGCUGACCUUUAUAAACAAGGCACGCAAAGAACGCCGGACCGAAGCUGGUUCUGACCGAGAGACUGGUGACAAGCUUCCAGACCGGAGGUCAGAAUCCAGGACCACUCCUGUUGUUCUGGAGGAGAUCCAGGAGACCACGUUCUUGCUGGGACAGUUGUUGAGGUCUGAAGAUGGUUCUGAUCCAAAUGUGAAGCAGGAGAAACUCUACGAUGUUCUACGGAGGUUGGGCCUCUGCCUGCAGGAUUGUGAGAACCUUUUGUUGCCACCUGGUGGCACUGGAGGUGGUGACCAUGAUCAGCUGAGGCUGCUGCAGCAGGAGUGUGUAUCAGCAGAACUGACCACUUUGGCUGAACUCCUGACUAAAGUGGAACCUGAGACCAGGUCUGUAUGUUCCAAAGAGGAUCCAGACGCUCUCGGCUGUCUGACCCGCCUCCAGGAUUGUCUUGGUGCCCUUCAGCCGCUCCUCACCUCAUCCAUCAAACGGCUCGCUGGGCGUCAGGGCCUCCAAACAAAAAAACCGGUUGGAUACACUUUUUUUAAAUUUUUUUUUUUUUUUUUACUGCCUUUUAUAAAAGGCCAAGUACGAACUCUACAACUUUUGCUGCGUAUCGUUUUUCUCCCUCAGUUCUUCUUCAGGCGGCUGAAUAUUUUGGAGGAGUUUGAACCAAAAUCCACUGAAUCCUUCCCGUCUCUAACGGAUGGUCGUGGUCUGGAGCUGACAACAUCAGCACAGCGGUGUGUCCUGGGCCGACAUCUGAGGGAGAGUCCAGGGGAAAAAGCCAAGCUGCAGCAAGCAUCCUGGGCCUGGCUUCAGGGGAUAACUCACCUCCUGGAAGUGGGCGAAGAGUGCAUAAAAGAGAGGCAGAUGAGCCAGGUUCAGAGCCGUGGCCAACUUCAAGACGUCCUCUGCAGACAGCAGAAGCUCCUGAGGAUCCUCUGGUCUCACCUGGCUUUUGUGCAGCGUCUGUUCCAGUGUGAAUCAGAAUCACUCCAGUGUCAAGAGGAUGAGAGGCUUCAGCUGGAAGUCAGAGCCAGAGCGUUGCAGCAACAGGCUCUGGGACAGGAAGUCGCUGCUCAAAGGAGGCUGCAGGAGUGGACGAUCUGGGAGGAUACCUGGGGCCGACUGGGGCCGAAGCUGGAUGAGGUUGAAACCCUCAUCAGCGGUGGAGAUCCGGGGGGAGACGACGAGGAGACUGGAGUGCAGCAAAGACUGGAAUCUUAUCAGGAAACCCUGGUGCAGCUGGAGCAGAGCAGACCUGCUGUGGGCCAACUCCUGGACCUGCUGAAUUCAGAGCCGCCUUUAAACCCAUCAAGCAGCCGGCCAACAGGAGGCGCUCUUCUACUGCGCUGGAAAAACGCUCUGAGACGGACAAAGCAGGAGACUCGGCGCUGCAGAGACGUCCAGGACACCAGGUCCAGAUUCCACUCGGCCUUUUCCUCGCUCAGUAAUUGGCUGCUCGCUGCCAACGAACGUCUGAAGUCGUGGUCAGAGCCGGAGCCACAGAGUGUCCACGACAGUCUGAUCAAGAUGCUGGAUUUCUCCGUGGAGGUGGAGGCCGUGUCCACUCAGAGGACGUCUGCCUGCCGAGAAGCCACUCGUCUGAUGAACCUGAGGGACGCCGACUGUCCUGAGCUCAGAUCUCAGAUCAGCCAGCUGGAGGAGGCCUGGAACCAGCUGACCUCUGACCUGUCCGAGACGCAAGAGCAGACGCAGAAGCGUCUCCUGGCUCGGCUGUCACCAGAGGAGCUGCUCCCUGACGUGGACGCCUGGCUGAAGAAGUUGGAGGCUUCAGUCCUCCAGCAGAAAGAAGCGUAUCUCAAGGCAGAGAACGCUGCAGAGAUCCAGGAAGUCCUUCACAAAUACAAGGCGUUAAAGGCGGGUUCUGUCAGUGUCCAGCUCCUCCUGGACUUCUUCUCCGAGUCUGGACCUCAGGCUGCAGGAGCAGACCUCCAGGUUCUCAAGUCUGAACGCAUCAUGUUUGCAGAGAAACUUGAUGACAUCAGACACCAGUGCCUACACCUGCAGGGGGAGCUGCAGAGCCAGAUCUGUGGAGCUCAGCACCUCCAUGACACGUGUGCCGUCAGAGAGAAGAAGCUGGAGCGUCUCAGUGGUUGGAUCGAGGAGCAGAAGGAGCAGCUGAAGCUGUGGGAGCAGCCCACCAGUCUGACUCUGACUGGGAGAACUCUGGCAGAGUGGGAGGUGGUCGGAGACGAGGUGAAGGAGGUGGCUGGGAGUUUGCAGGAGUUGAAAGCCUCACGAGUGCAUCCUGAACAGGAAGAACUGAGUCCCUGUGAUGCUGCCUUCUCAACAGAGGCAGAGAGAGUUUCUGGUGCCUGUGUGGAACUUCAGCAGCAGAUGGAAGGUUUGAAACCAGCGCUGCUGCAGACUGUCGAGGCCUGGACUCAGUUGGAGAAAGAUGUCGAGCAGUUUGGUCUGAAGACCACGGAGAUGCGUUGUCUUCUGCGGCGUCUGCGAGCUCCUUUCUUCUCCCUGGAACAGGCAGAAAGUCACACGGCGCUGCUUCAGCAAGUCCAAAGGAAAGCAGAGAAAGGAAAAGAGUUUUGGUCAGAUGUGGAAAAAUCACUCCUGAGUCUGGUGACGGCUCUACAUUGUCAAACUGCCCAGGCACUGAGUGACCGAGUGAAAGGAGAGCAGAGGAGGUGGCAGGACACAGUGCAGCAGCUGGAGGAGGAGUGUGUGAAAAGUGAAAACACGGCGUCUCUGUGGCAGGAGUACAGUCGUCUCCGUGAGAGCUCCUCCGCUCGACUAGAAGGUUUGAGGCUUCAGUGGGAGGAGCUGCUGGAUUCUGUUGUGGACACACAGGCCGUGGUCCACACGGUGGAGAACUUACAGGAGGCUCUGGACGACAUGCAAAGCGACAAGAAGAAAACACUGGAAGCUUCCAAACGUCUCAUUGCACAGCUCGAACCACUGCCUGCAAAUUUGAUCCAAUCAGAGAGCAGCUCCCUGUCACGAGACAUCCUGCUGCUGACUCAGGCAAUUUCAGGAAAAAAGAAAAGCCUGCAGGAGGAUUUAAUAAACCAAAAACAUCUUCAUACAAGUUUGGAGACCCUUGAAAAGCAGACACAGAACAUCAGAGAGAAACUGAAUUCCGGUUUAAAAGACAAAGACUCAGUAACGCAGGUUCUGUCGGCGCUCCGUGUUCUCUCUCCAUCACUGAUUGAUGCCAGCGACCGUUUGACGGAUGACAAACGGGACGCAGAGCAACUGCACGCGCUCAACAGGAAGUGGAUCCAAAGCUAUAACCAAGCAUUCGACAUGAACAGGAAGCUUCAGUGUGAACGUCAGCGCCCCCUAACCUUUCAGGACAGGUGUGAGGAAUUGACAGGUUUAAGAGAUAAAAUCCAAGAGGAAUCCAGGAAACCUCAGAGUUUCUGCUCUCAUCAGGAGGUUCUGAGUUUUCACCAGAGACUCGAGACCGAAGUGAACACCGGCGACCGACUGUUACGGCAGAUUCUCUGUGACGCAGUGGAGUCCAUGGGAAACGAGACGGACGAGAAACGGUCUGACACGUUGGCACAAGCAGUAAAUAUGAGGGAGCGCUGGUUCAGUGCCGUCGCUGAGGUUGGACGCUGCAGGUCAGAAGGGAAAGAAAAUCUCAGGCGAAGAAGAAUCUACCGCCGCGGCUCCAGAGUCCUGUGGAGGCUGCUGACCCACGUCAACCUUCUGCUGCAACCUGCACAACCUGUCGACUGUGCAGUGCAGCAGCCAAUCAGCUGUGUGGAUGAUGACCAGUGUGUUGAAAAGGUUCUGGAUCUGCACUUGUCUGUGUUUAACCAGACACUGGAGGCCGGGAAGACGUUAUGUGAGACGAUUACGGACUCAGAACAUCAGAAUCAACUACAGUCAGAGCUCCAGGCCCUUGCAGAGACCUGGAAACAGAGUGUGUCACUGCUGCAGGGGAGGAGAGACCUGGUCCAGAGGACUGUCCAGACAUGGUCUCAGUGUCAGGACUCAGCAUCCAACAUCUUGACCCACCUGGACCAGGUGAGAACCAGGCUGACGCGGCGGCUGCCAAACGAAUCAGAGGAGUCCGAGGAAGAGAUGUUUAUGAAGGAGACACAGGUGUCUCUGCAGCGUUUGUCCACUGAUCUGAGGAGACUGGGAAGCAUGAAGACGGACCUGUCUCAGUACAUCGCGGCCGGCGACUCGGCUCUGCUGGCGCAGCAGCUGGAGCAACUUCACCUGCAGUGGGAAGAGCUGUGCACCAAGGUGUCGCUGAGAAAGCAGGAAAUUGCCGACCGUCUGAGCGCCUGGACUAUCUUCAACGACAAGAACAAGGAGUUCUGUGAUUGGCUGAUGCAGAUGGAGAACAAGGUGAACCACAACGUUGACCUGAGCAUUGAGGAGAUGGUGGAGAAGCUGAAGAAGGACUGCAUGGAGGAAAUUAACCUGUUCAGUGAGAACAAAAGUCACCUGAAGCACCUGGGGGAGCAGCUGCUGUUGGCCAGCGACGAGGCCACGCAGACGCAGGUGCACGGCUCCUUACAGGAAAUCAACCGACGGUGGCACGACCUCUUCAACCACAUCGAAGCCAGAGUAAAGAAGCUGAAGGAGACCCUGGUGGCGGUGCAGCAGCUGGACAAGAACAUGAGUAACCUCCGCUCCUGGCUCUCCAGGAUCGAGGCGGAGUUGUCCAGACCCAUCACCUACAGUGUGUGUCACCACCAGGAGAUCCAGAGGAGGCUGGCUGAGCAGCAGGAGCUGCAGAGGGACAUCGAGCAGCACACACAGGGCGUAACGUCGAUGCUCAGUCUCUGUGACGUUCUGCUGCGGGAUGAAGAUGCCGCUGGCCGCUGUGAGGCGGAGAGCGACUCCCUGCAGGAAACCAGCCGCAGCCUGGACCAGCGCUGGAGGACGAUCUGCGCCAUGGCUCUGGACAGGAGGCUGAGGAUCAAGGAAACCUGGAGGCUCUGGUGCAAGUUCCUGGAGGACUACUCACGGUUCGAGGAUUGGCUGAAGGUCGCUGAACGAACAGCCGCCAACCCUAACUCUGCAGGCGUCCUUUACACCACAGCCAAAGAGGAGCUGAAGAAGUUUGAGGGCUUCCAGAGACAGGUCCAUGAGCGGCUGACUCAGCUGGAAAUCGUCAACAACCAGUACCGUCGCCUGGUCCGGGAGAACCGCACAGACCGGGCCAGUCAUCUGAAGGCCAUGGUACGUGAGGGAAACAGACGCUGGGACACGCUGCACCGCAGGGUGGCAGCCAUUCUCCGCAGACUGAAGUACUUUACAAGCCAAAGGGAGGAGUUUGAAAACACCAGGGAGAACUUGCUGGUGUGGUUGACCGAUCUGGACCUGCAGCUGACCAACGUGGAGCACUUUUCAGAGAGCGACGUUCAUCACAAGAUACAGCAGCUCAAUAGCUUCCAGAAGGAGAUCACGCUGAACACGGAGCGCAUUGACGCACUCAUCGUGUUUGGAGAAGGUCUGAUCCAGAGAAGUUCACCGCAGGACGCGGCGCUGAUCGAGGAAGAACUGGAGGAGCUGCACACCUACUGCCAAGAGGUUUUCGGCAGACUGGUCCGCUUCCACCAGCGCCUCAGCCAGCCCCCGAUGGUCAAAGAAGAAGAACCUCCAGAGUUCCCCAGUUCCACCUUGUCCCUGGAUUCCAGUUUGGAGCUGAUUGGCCGACCCUGGCUGGGGCGGGGCUUUGGAAGCCUCCCGGCCACGCCCACUCACCUUCUGAGUUCUCCACUGGAGCGGUCAGGAUGUGAAACUCCAGUGAGUGUGGACUCACUGCCUCUGGAGUGGGACCACACGGGAGACGUGGGGGGGUCGUCGUCACAUGAGGAGGAGGAUGAUGAUGAUGAUGAAGAUGAAGGUCAGGAGGAGGAGGAGGGAAGUUACUUCAGUGCUCUGUCAGCUUCCAGCAGAUCCAUGUUCCUGCAGAAGUCAUCACUCUGGGCGUCGGCCGUCGAUGGUGAAGUUGAGGGUGAAGACACGCCCAAACUGACCAGCACGCCCAGGAAGCAGGGCUUUCUCGGUCUCACAUCUGAGUGCAGCGGCAGCAUCGAGAACAUCAAGAGAGUCUCACUGAUCCUGGACGACCACCAGGAGGAGCAGGUGCAGGAGCUCGGCCUGAUGGGAUUGGCAGCAUCUGACCAACAGUCAGGUGUGAUUGAGCGCUGGGAGCUGCUCCGGGUUCAGACCAGGGUGGAUCAGCAGGCCGACCCUCAGGAGCCUGGACAGCUUAGAACCGACCUGGACCAGCUCUCCUCCUGGUUAGAAGAUGUGACCCCACAGCUGGAGGUGGUCCAGAACUCCAACCCAGCAGCCAGCAUCGCUGACAUGGAGUCCAGAGCCAGGGACCUGAAGGAGAUGCAGAGAAGGUUCGCUCACUACAAGUCACUCAUGUUGUCCGUCAACCUGAGAGCAGAGACGGCUCCGGACCUGCAGCAGAGGCUGUGCAGCAUGAACAGAGACUGGAGCAGAGUGAGCACGGGUCUGCAGCAGUGGGACGCCGCUCUGAGGAAGACCCUGAUGAACUGCCAGGACUUUCACCAGACCCUUCACUCUCUGUUACUGUGGCUGGCUCACGCUGAGAGCAGACGCUAUGCAGUGGACAUCAACGAUCCACAGACGUCUGUCCGAGCCCUGCAGCAGCACCAGAACACGCUCACUGAUCUUCGUGAGGAGCUACAGACCAGGCAGAUCCAGCAGGCGUCGCUCCACGCUCUCUGGUCCCAGCUUCAGCCUGAGGACGGCACAGAGGACUGCGAUGAAGCCCAGGAGAAGCUCCACGUGACAAGCAACAAACUGAAGAUGCUGCUGAGGGACGUGGAGCAGGAUCUGAGUGGCUUAGCACCACGACUGGAAAGUCAGGCAACAUCUGACAGUGAAGGCCAGAGUUCUUCUGCAGAAUCUGCUGAGGAGGUUUCAACCUCCAGCACGGCUUCUUCUCCGCGAAGAGGACUGAGGGAGUCGUCGCCGCCACGCUCCUUCUUCUAUCGUGUUCUCCGUGCAGCUUUUCCUCUGCACCUCCUCCUGCUGCUCCUUCUGAUGCUCCCCUGCCUCAUCCCCAUGUCGGAGAGCAUUCCCAGCUGCUCUCUGGCAAACAACUUUGCCCGCUCUUUCUAUCCGAUGUUACGCUACACGAAUGGCCCUCCGCCCACAUGAGCAAGUUUUGUUUUUGUUAAAGAAUGAAAAUUUACUUUCUAUGACCAAAAGUUGUAAUUCAGUAUGUUUAUGUCCAUCUAUAUGAAUUUUACAUCAAAGUAGAGAGAAAUUAAAUCAUUAAUUUGCUUCUAUAUGUGUACAGAAUCAGGAACAGAGAGAAAAAUGUAAAAAGCAGCUUUUUUUUCCAUCACUGUUUUUUGUCACUAGGCAUUUUGAAGGUGUAAGAAAUUAAAAUAUGUGAUGAUGAGAAAUGAAAAAAA